CGUCACUUUCCAAGAUGGCGGUAUUUGCGUGGCAGCAUUAUUGUUAACGAACGGAGUGUUGGAGAGAAAAGAGCUAAAACCUGCUGAGAGGAGAAGCCUUUGGAGGACGUUAACUCUGACCGAUAAGGAUGAGUUCUCCAGAGGAGUUGAAACCGGCAGAGGCAGACGAGAGCAGAACUCAUCACUGUCAGAACUGUGGGAAAGGUUUUAGUCGGAUUUGUAGUCUUAGAAGACAUGAACUCACCCACACUGAGGAAGAACUGUAUCACUGUGAACAAUGUGGCAGCAGCUUCAGCCAACUAAAUGCAUACAACCUCCACUUGUAUACCCACCCUGAAGAGACGCUGUACUGCUGUGACCAGUGUGGGAUGGAUUUCAGUGACCAGAGCUCUUACAGGAAACACCUGCGUGACCACACUGGACCAUACCAGUGUGACCAGUGUGAAAAGAGUUUCAGUUACUUCAGCAUUUACAAGAUACACAUGCGAGUCCACACGAAAGAAAAGCCGUACUGCUGUGACCAGUGUCCAAAGAGUUUUAGCUUUUUAAGCUCAUACAAGCGACACCUGCUCAGCCACAGUGGAGAGAAGCCGUACCAGUGUGACUUCUGUGGAAAGAGUUUCACCCAGUCUGGACAUUUUAGUCUGCAUCUACGCAACCACACAGGAGAAAAACCGUUUGAGUGUGAGCAGUGUGACAAGAGUUUCAGUGACUUGAGCAGUUAUAAGAUACACCUUCGUGUCCACACCGGAGAGAAACCUUAUUGCUGUGACCAGUGUGGGAGGAGUUUCUCUCAGUUAGGUAAUUACAAGUCACACAUGCGUAUCCACACCGGAGAAAAACCUUUCCACUGUGAACUAUGUGAGAAAAGUUUCUCUAUCUCAAAAACAUAUAAACAACAUGUGCGCACGCACACAGGAGAAAAACCAUACCAGUGUAAAGAUUGUGGGAAAGGUUUUGGUCGCUUGAGCAACUAUAUGCGCCACCUACGUAUCCAUACAGGAGAGCAACCAUUCAGCUGUGAGCAGUGUGGGAAAUGUUUCAACAGUUCAUACAGUUACAGCCGUCACCUGCGAGUCCACACCGGGGAGAAACCUUACUGGUGUUCACAGUGUAAGAGGCUGUUCACACGCUCACAGUCUUUAAAGAAACACCGCUGCGUUGAGGUAGAUGAAGAAAGUUUAUCUGUGUGCACCAAAGAAGAACAAAUUAGUUGCUCAUUAACAGAAUCUACAAGUGACAACCAGUAAUAACUAACAAAAAAGAACUACAGUCCUUGUCUUCAUGGUAAUGGAGAGACAUGACUGGGUUAAAUCAUACCUCUCUCUCAGUUCAUCCAACUCAAAUCUUUCAAAUCCCAGCUAUUUCCAGUCACUACUCGUGUUCCCCAGGGUUCUGCCCUGGGGGCCCUUCUGUUUACCCUCUACUUACUUCCACAUGGCCAUAUCAUCUGUAAAUUUGACAUAAAUUUCCAUUGCUUUGUGGAUGACACCCAGCGCUACCUUUCCACCAAACCUACCUCCAUCCUCCCGCCUACGUCCCGCUCUGAUUGCCUACAGGAAAUCAAAUCCUGGUUCUCCUGCAAAUUCCUCAACUCAACAGUGAUAAAACCGAGGUUCUCCUUAUUGGCACCUAAUCCACCUUAUCAAAAUCAGACAGUUUUUCCUUCACAAUUGAUAAUUCUUUAGUUUCUCCCUCCCCUCAGGUUAAGAGUCUGGGUGUCAUCCUUGACAGCACAAAAUCUUUCCAAGCUCGCAUGAAUAAUGGUACCCGGUCCGCAUACUUCCAUCUAUGUAACAUUAACAGCGCCGCCAGUCUUGUUCACACCCUGGCAACAUCCCGCAUUGAUUACUGUAACUUCUUCUUUUAGGUCUCCCUCACAAAUUACUUCAUAAACUUCCUUCAUAAACUUCAACUAGUCCAGAACUCUGCCGCUCGCAUAAUUUCCAGAACCCCCUUCUUUAAUCACAUCACUCCUGUCCUUCAGCAACUUCAUUGGCUCCCGGACAAAUACCACAAUGUUUUUAAGAUUCUGCUCCUCACUUUAAGGCCAUCCAUAAUCUCGCUCCUCUAUACCUUUCCGAUCUACUGCACUUCUUCAUCCAUCCACCUCACUGUACCACCUGCAAGCUUGACCACCAUGGAAUCUAGAGCCUUUAGCCGCUCUGCUCCCCACCUCUGGAACUCCCUCCCACCAGACAUCCGUGAUAUUGACUUCUCGCUGCAUAUUCAAAUCCUGUCUCAAAACCCAACUUUUUAAACUGGCAGAUUCAGUUUGAUUAUUUUCCAUUUGGCCAACCUACAUAAUGUCUUAUUCACUGUUCAUUUUAUUGAACUUUUUGAUACAUUGUUUUUUGUUCUGUUUUUAUCUCUGCCUUGUAAGGUGACCUUGAGUGCUGUGAAAGGCGCCUAGAAAUAAAAUGUAUUAUUAUGAUUUAUAACUUACUUACACUAAGAAAAUAACCAGACUUAAUACUAACCAUGUUUCUUUUCUGCUGUCUGACUUAAAUAGGCAACAGAGAUGAAGACAAUGUACAAAGUGUGAUGUUUUUAAAGGGUAGCCUAACACUAAAUUCACUUUUUGAGUUGCUGUACAUAAUGUACAGUCAUUAUAUUGCACCUAUUGCACCUCUAUUGAUGCUGAUCUCUUAUUAUAGGGUUUGUUGCAAUGGAAAAUGUUUUUGUUUUUCAAGAGGGAAAUACAGCAAUUCUGUCUACAGCAUACUGUAGUGAUUAUCAUUGGAUGAAGCUAAUCAGAAUAUGUAUACAUCUUUUUGAUGUCUUGUUCUGGUUUCAAUAUAUUAACCAAUGAAACUUGAAAGGGUGUGGCUCAGUACAUAAAUAUACCAAAGUUAUCUGUUGAGCCACUCGUCAUAAACCACAGAAAUACCUGAAACCUACUCUUAACAUUAAAUUUAAAUCUACAACUAAGGGUCGCUACACACGCCAAAACUGGCAUCUCUUAACAUAGUGUGACUGUAAAUCAUAUAUUGUUAAAUAUAUUAUAUAACAAAGUUGAACAUGUGUAGAACUCAAUAGAGUCACUGUCAGUUUUAAACAUCAAUAAAUUACAAAAUAAUUUAAUUAUCUUUAAAUUGUCCAGUAGGGGGCUUUUUCCUACUAGCUCUGCUUAAACGUAAAGAUAAGUGCAUAUAUUUGUAAAAUGGAUCUCCUGCCACUGCAUGAAGUUUGCAGUAAGUAAAUCCUAACUUAUUCAGUUUGUUCUCAACCUUGGUCUAACGUUGAUAAAGUAAUAAAUGGAUUUACAUGUACAGUGGAUGAAUGUUGUGUCAGUGGAAUAUUUGCUCUAAGUGUUGCAAACUAAUCAGAAUUCAACUGAAGUGACUUUGCUUGUUUUUGUAAAAUGAAAACUGCUCAUUGCUUGUAACAGCUUUAAUUCUGGCUGAUUGAGCUGCUUCCUUCCAGAGAUUGCUGCUGACAACUAUAUUUAUAAUUUCGUUGGCUUUUUUUUGUUUUCACUGUUCCAAACUGUAUAAUGUACCAAUGUAGAAGAGAAUGGAUAGUUAUGACAAGAUAUCUUCAACAAAUUAAAGCUAUUAUGUGUA
Messenger RNA from Hippoglossus stenolepis (Pacific halibut), 3566 nucleotides. Its product is annotated as zinc finger protein 239-like. The record is from RefSeq and is a predicted model, not a curated record. The transcript has 3 exons. Gene Ontology annotation, cellular component: nucleus. Gene Ontology annotation, biological process: regulation of transcription by RNA polymerase II. Gene Ontology annotation, molecular function: DNA-binding transcription factor activity, RNA polymerase II-specific; RNA polymerase II cis-regulatory region sequence-specific DNA binding. NCBI's taxonomy places the organism in Eukaryota, Metazoa, Chordata, Actinopteri, Pleuronectiformes, Pleuronectidae. The coding region runs from base 129 to 1250 and encodes 373 amino acids.